Molecule: messenger RNA, 753 nt
Organism: Melampsora larici-populina 98AG31
Lineage: Eukaryota; Fungi; Basidiomycota; Pucciniomycetes; Pucciniales; Melampsoraceae
Exons: 4
Coding region: 1-753 (250 amino acids)
Source: RefSeq, a predicted model, not a curated record
AUGCCAUCUCUUAUGAAAUAUCUGUCAGUUUUGUUUCCUCUGGUGUCAUUAGCCUUAAGCUUAGCAAUUCCAAACGGCGGACCAAUAUUCAGUUCUCGAAAAGAUACCGUAGAAUACGAAAAUUUAUUCGAUAGAGAAAGCCGUUUAGAGAAUGAUGCGAUAGAUAUCCUUAGCCAACAGCUCAAUAACCCAACUCGACUCUCAGAUAACAUUGUGGAAAGGGUUUUGAAAAUAAUCAUAGACUCACAUCUACGACGCACUCUCUAUCGUGAAAAAAUGGUCGAACGGGUUCCAUCAGACACAGUCAUUAAUACUCCAGGAGUGGAAUACAUAGCGGGUCUUGGGGCAAGAUACAUGGAAAAAUUGAUUCAUCAUGCUCGACAGAUCAAGUCAGAUGAUGUCAACCUUGUUGAGGCUGCGGAGCUCUUGGGCAAGAUCGAGGACGAUCAAAGUAGGAUCGAGGCUGUUGAUGAUUUGAUUUUCUCAAUGGCCGUCCCAAGUCAUGAAGAUAGUGUCUCUACCCCUACGCCGUGCGCUGAAACUCCAUCAAUUGAGAACCAGAAUGAAGCAGAGCCGGAAGCGGUAGAUGAUGGACAAGACUCCGAUGGGAGUGUCGGCCUUGUGUUUGCGGAGUCACCGUCGAAGGAUACAAAUAUAAUCAACAAGAAGGAGUAUGAAGUGUCCAGUACAUCGACGACCUCACCAGAUGAGUUCGAAGAAUACAAGACCGAGGUGAUAGCUUCCUGGGAAUGA